Molecule: messenger RNA, 952 nt
Organism: Drosophila willistoni
Lineage: Eukaryota; Metazoa; Arthropoda; Insecta; Diptera; Drosophilidae
Product: aklaviketone reductase DauE
Exons: 2
Coding region: 80-874 (264 amino acids)
Molecular function (GO): oxidoreductase activity
Source: RefSeq, a predicted model, not a curated record
AUAUAUUGAAAUCUCCGUCAGAAACAUUUCGGCAAUCAAUUCAAAAUUAGAAAAAAAUACACUUACAAAAAUUUCCAGUAUGACCAACAACGGCAAGCUGGCCCUAGAUUUCACCGGCAAGGUAGUGCUAGUAACUGGAGCGGCAUCCGGAAUUGGGGCAGCCACAGCCGAAAUGUUCUCCAAAUUGGGUGCAUGCUUGGCUCUACUAGAUCGGGAUGAGACAAAACUAAUGACUGUACUCAAGAAUUGUAUUAAACUAGGCAAUGAACCGUACGCAAUGUCUGCAGAUCUUUUGAAAACCGCUGAAAUCGAAUGUGUGGCCCGUAAGAUGAGAGAACGCUUUGGCACCUCACUCGAUGUCUUGGUCAAUGGGGCUGGCAUAAUGCCCAUGGGCACACUGCCGGAAACCCAUUUGGCCUGCCUGAAGCACAUCUUCGAUGCCAAUGUCAGAUCAAUGUUCUAUUUGACCCAGCAGCUGUUGCCGAAUAUAGUGCUAAGUAAAGGCAACAUUGUCAAUAUAUCCAGCGUAUGUGGUCUGAGAGCGUUUCCCAAUCUGAUUGCCUAUAAUAUGUCAAAGGCAGCUGUCGAUCAGUUCACUCGAUCGUUGGCCUUAGAAUUAGGACAAAAGGGCGUACGUGUAAAUGCUGUUAAUCCGGGUGUGAUUCGCACCAAUAUCUUCUUGUCUGGCGGCAUGGAUAAGCAGACCUAUGACAAUUUCAUUGAGAGGGCUAAGCAAACUCAUGUGCUGGGUAGGCCAGGCUUUCCAGAUGAGGUGGCUUCUUGCAUUUGCUUUUUGGCCAGUAAUCUGGCUAGUUUUGUGACGGGUGUGACAUUUCCCGUCGACGGUGGCAAGCAAAUCAUGUGUCCUCGUUAGCCGGAAUAAAGUUAUUGGCCACUUGGCUUCACCUGGUGCAAUAUCUAUGUGACUUGCGAUGUUCUGGCCUGCUCGUCG